AUGGUGGCCGCCGCCCUCGCCGGCUCCCGGCGCGGUCGCAGCAGCCCCUGCUCACGCCGAGGGCUUGAGAUGCCCGCCGCUAGGCCCCGCGCAGCGCGACCCUCGCUCGGGGAGGUAGCAGAACGCGCGCGGGCCGAGGGAGGGCGCCGCUCAUGCCUCACGUCCGGAGCUUCCCGCGUCGGCCCGCCCUCGGCCGGCCGCCGGCGGUGUCUCGCGCGGCGCGUCGGGAAGAGUAGUCCGCAGCCGUUUACCUCAGCAGCCGCUGGAAACGUCUCGCGCGGCGCGUCGGGAAGUGUAGUCCGCGGCAGUUCAACCAAGCCGCCGCUGGCAUCGUAUUGCCGCAGCCUUUCGGGAAGUGUAGUACACAGCACACGCUGCUGCUCUGAUGUGUCUGCUCUCCCAGAUGAGUGGCAGGACCUGGGAGUUGCAGUGACUGAGGCUGAGAUAAAUCCAAAGGCCUACUCCCUCACAGACACCCACCUCACCAAGAAACUACUGGACCUUGUUCAGCAGUCAUGUAACUACAAACAGCUUUGGAAAGGAGCUAAUGAAGCCACCAGAACCCUCAGCAGAGGCAACUCUGAGUUCAUCGUAAUGGCUGCAGAUGCUGAGCCGCUGGAGAUGAUCCUGCACCUUCCACUGCUUUUUGAGGAUAAGAACGUGCCCUACAUGUUUGUGCGCUCCAAGCGGGCCCCGGGGUGGGCCUGUGGGCUCUCCAGGACUAUCAUCACCUCUUCUGUUACCAUCAAAGAAGGCUCACAGCUGAAGCAGCAAAUCCAGUCCGUUCAGCUGUCCAUUGAAAGACUCAGUCUAAAACGGUGGCCUCUGCUCCUUCCACACUGAGUUCUUCCCUUGGGGACAUGUGUCAUAGUGUCUGUGUUAGCAUGUAGUAUCUCCAGCUACCUUCUCUUGUUGCAUUAUAGUACUAAAUAUGGUUUUUGCUUUUUUGUAUUAUUUUUGUUUUAUAGGUUGUUAUGCAUGUAUUAACCCCAGCCCAAUCUCCCAUUCUACUCUGUGUGCCAUCUUAUCCUUCCUUUGAAAAAUGAACUAAUGCCGAGCACAGGCAGAAACAUAGUGGUGACACCAUUCAAAGGCAGGGAAGAGCCAGGAUAGAGAUCUGGUUCCAGUUUUCAGGCACUAACUUCCUUUUGUGUGUAGGACAUGAUGGAUGUAAACACCAUUCACUUCUAUCCUCUGUGCCUGGUGUGCAAAAUCAUUCCAUACACGUUUGCUCUCUAUGGGGAUUAUGUAUCAUUUGGGGACAAAGCAUGUAUCCUGUGAGAUUGUUAGGUGUAUGUCCAAGUGUCAUUUGCUAAUCUGCCCCAUUUGCUUUGGUAAUGUGUUUCCUCCACCUCUCCUUCCAACUCCUAAACAUGCCCCUGAGGGUGCCAGGGCAGCAGCCUACCAAAGAUGUGCUGCAGAAUUCCAGAGGCUGCACCUGGGCCAGUUAGACAUGGGGAAGUUGACCUAGGUCUUGAAGGAUUCCAAAGUGGCAAGAGUAAAGAGAGUCAACUGAUGCUGGAAUGCAGUCUGGGCAAGUCAUGGAGACCUGAGUGGAAGCUACAGCAGAUAUGUUCGGAUUCAAGAAGCAUCCUCUCUGGUGAAUGGAGAUGUCUUCAGUGGAUAGUUGGUAUCAGUUCUGAGAGCCUUCACCCCUCCCUGCCACAAUAUGGGUCAGAUGUAUGUAUUCUUUAUCACAUCAGAAGGACAGUGCUAGUGCGCCAUUCUUGUGAGCAUCCUAAUAAAGAAAUACAUUCAUAUUCCAGUUUUAAAAAGAAAGAGAAAAACAAAUGUAUUAACAUGUACAGCACUCAUACACAUGAAGUACUUAGUGAUGAACUUGGGCUUAUAUAGCAUCUUAAAAGAAUAAUAAAUUUGUAGAGGAGUGACAAGACAAAGGAAAAGGACUGUUUCAAGAGUGGCAAAUUGUGGGGAGGUCAAUAUAUGGGAAACUAAUUGCAGAUAAGGACCAGUAAGUAAAGUUUGUUAUGUAGAUCCUCUCAUGCCAUCUGUGGGCUGAUAAGGGUCUAGAGUUAUCUAUGGUAACUAAUAUACUGUGUGUCCUUUCUGGUAAAGAGGGAAGCGGGGAGCAUCUUUACAAAUUUUUGUUCUGCUUUUAGGCAAAUAGCAGGGAGAGUAGAGAGUCUUCUUGUAUCUGCUGCUUCUUAGUUGCCUUCACCUCAAAAUACACUUAGUUGACCCUCGAACAAUUGCAGUGUUAGGGGCAGUGGAGCCCCCCCACUCCCACUCCAGUCGAAAAUCCAUGCAUAACAUUUGACUCCUCCAGAACUUAACUACUAAUAGCCUACUGUUGAUGGGAAGCCUUAUCAGUAACAUAAACAGUGGAUUAGCACACAUUUUAUAUGUUGUAUAUAUUAUAUACUGUAUUCUUGCAAUAAAGUAAGCUAGAGAAAAAAUGUUAUUGAGAAAAUCAUAAGAGAAAAUCCAUUUACAGUAUAGUACAGUAUUGUGAUUUCAACACUUCCAUACAACACCCUGUGCUUGUCAUAAGUACCCUUGUUAAUCCCCAUCA
Messenger RNA from Prionailurus viverrinus (fishing cat), 2533 nucleotides. RefSeq lists its product as uncharacterized. The record is from RefSeq and is a predicted model, not a curated record. Gene Ontology annotation, biological process: mRNA splicing, via spliceosome; maturation of SSU-rRNA. NCBI's taxonomy places the organism in Eukaryota, Metazoa, Chordata, Mammalia, Carnivora, Felidae. Gene Ontology annotation, cellular component: precatalytic spliceosome; small-subunit processome; box C/D methylation guide snoRNP complex. Gene Ontology annotation, molecular function: RNA binding.